Messenger RNA from Ixodes scapularis (black-legged tick), 1230 nucleotides. RefSeq lists its product as uncharacterized. Bases 1 to 1230 code for a protein of 409 amino acids. Lineage: Eukaryota; Metazoa; Arthropoda; Arachnida; Ixodida; Ixodidae. The record is from RefSeq and is a predicted model, not a curated record. The transcript has 6 exons.
AUGCAGGAGAUGGAGCGGAAGAACCAAGAUGAGAAAACUGCCUGGAGAUGUGCUAAAUACUGGACAAAUAACUGCAAAGCAGCAGUUCUCACGAAGCACGGAAAAGUCGUCAAGACAACACAAGAGCACAACCAUCCACCUGAUAGCAGCCAACUUCGGGAAGCGCGACUGAAGAAUGCAUUGAAGCAAAGGGUUAGGUCGGAGCCGCAUUUGCCAGCACCGCAAGUGUACAGCAGAGAGAUCUUGAGCCUUGUGGGUCAAGUUGACGACACGGUGAUGGCUGAGCUGCCGACUUUUGAGAGCGUGAGGAGCAGCAUGUACAGGGAGAAGAGAAAGCAGCAACCGAGCCUACCAAGGGACAUGGCCGAGAUUAACCUUGGAAGACUACAUACGGAGACACUCGACAAGCGAGACUUCCUGCUGUUCGACGUCAGCAUAAGUGAAGGCCGUGUUCUUUGCUUUUGCACGCAGGAGCUGCUUUUUCAUUUUUCGGAAAUGGUUGAAGUGUUCUUCGAUGGCACGUUUUUCUCCUGCCCGUCAUUGUUUUAUCAACUGGUCACAAUAAGCGCCGUCAAAGAGGGUUUGAGCUUCAACAUCGCCUACUUUCUUCUACCUGGGAAGUCUCGAGAAGUAUAUGUGUCGGCCUUCACGAACUUCAAGACGGCGUUGGACGCUCUUCGUGCACCUCUGUCACUCAGCGUUGUCCGUACGGACUUUGAACUGGCCCUUAUCCAGGCUUUUCUUUUCGUUUUUCCUGGAAUCCGGCACCAGGGUUGCCAUUUUCACUUCGCUCAAGCAAUCUGGAGGAAGGUUCAAGAACUCGGACUUGCCAAGGCUUACCAGGAAGACUCUUCGCCCUUGGAGUCCCAACUUAUCCUGUACUUCGAGGAUACUUGGCUCUUAGGAAACUACGACACCCAGCAGUGGAACCACCACCAAAACAGCGGAGCCCGGACAAACAACCUAAAGGAGGCCUGGCACCGAAAAAUUAACAACGCCAUCGGGAAAGCGCACCCCAAUGUCUACACUUUCGUGGAGCACAUCAAGCGGGACGAGGCCACUAGCAGAGUCACCCUCCUCCAGGUAUCCAACGGCGGCCAAGCCCGAAAGCGACAAAAGAAGUGGGAGAUGAAGGACGAAGCCAUCAGGAAGCUCGAGCAGCGUCUGUCCAAUGGAGAGCUCAACAUUCAAGAGUUCCUGAGGCUCGUGCAGCGAUAUUGCGGUAUCUAA